This is a messenger RNA of Rattus rattus (black rat), 1789 nucleotides long. RefSeq names its product sarcospan (gene Sspn). Gene Ontology annotation, cellular component: dystrophin-associated glycoprotein complex; sarcolemma. NCBI's taxonomy places the organism in Eukaryota, Metazoa, Chordata, Mammalia, Rodentia, Muridae. The transcript has 3 exons. The record is from RefSeq and is a predicted model, not a curated record. Bases 64 to 714 code for a protein of 216 amino acids.
AGAUCAACAGCAGACCAGGCAGGCCCAGCACCGUAGCCCAGAGGCAGGCACCACCACGGGAACAUGGGGCGAAAGCCGGGCCCGGGGGCUCAGGAGCUGGCAGAGGAGGAGGCAAGGACCUGUUGCGGCUGCCGCUUCCCGCUGCUGCUGGCGCUGCUGCAGCUGGCCCUGGGCAUCGCGGUGACGGUGCUGGGCUUCCUCAUGGCGAGCAUCAGCCCCUCCCUGCUAGUCAGAGACACUCCGUUCUGGGCUGGGAUCAUUGUCUGCGUGGUGGCCUACCUUGGACUGUUCAUGCUUUGUGUCUCAUACCAAGUUGACGAGAAGACGUGUGUCCAGUUUUCUAUGAAGGUGUUUUAUUUCCUGCUGAGUGCCCUCGGCCUGAUGGUCUGCACGCUGGCCGUGGCCUUCGCCGCCCACCACUGUUCCCUGCUUGCACAGUUUACCUGCGAGACCUCCCUGGAUUCUUGCCAGUGCCGGCUGCCUUCCGCGGAGCCUCUCAGCAGGGCCUUUGUUUACAGGGAUGUGACUGACUGUAGCAGCAUCACUGGUACUUUCAAAUUGUUCUUAAUCAUCCAGAUGGUUCUAAACCUGGUCUGUGGCCUGGUGUGCUUGCUGGCUUGCUUUGUGAUGUGGAAGCACAGGUACCAGGUCUUUUAUGUGGGUGUUGGGCUGCGCUCCCUGAUGGCUUCUGAUGGCCAGCAACAAAAGGCCUAACAGGUUGGCUCAGUGGGAGACAAGCUCAGAAACAGCACACCCACCGGCCAGCCAAGGCGAAAACCACAAUUUUUUAAAGGCAAACUUUUGACAACAAAUACCUUUUCAUUCUCUAAAUGUGUAUUUUUAGAUUCCCCCCCCCCCGCCGAAAACAAAAAACCGUAUUUUUGGAUCUCUAUUGUACUUAAAAAAAAACAAAAAAAACUUUUUGUGAGCACAGGGGUGGAGAGACACGGCUCACAAGGGAAGAGGACUCACUGCUCUUGCAAAGGACUCGAGUUCAAGUUCAGUUCCAGAGCCCAAGUUGAGUGGCUCACAGCUACCUGGAUCUCCAGUUCCAGGGACACUGGGUGCUGUGCGCAUGCGCGCGCACAUACGUAAUUUUACAAGCCAACUUAUUUUUAAAGUUCUAAUGAGAAACAAGAUUCAAAUUGACUUGGUGAACACCAAAAGGAAAAGAACAACAGACAAGGGACGAAUGACCUUGAGCCGGUGCUAAGCUCUGGUGCCUAUUUAGCCCUAAGGCUCUCCCAUCCCCGCCCUCCUCUGCCUUUGUGUCAGUCCAGUGCGAUGGUGUGAACUGGCAACGCAGGCCACUCCCUAGACCCUAGAUUCUUCUAGCUCUUUCUGCCGCCUGCCAUUAUCCCCUUGGUGUCUUGAGAAAGGUCUAAGGAAAGCCGGGUCUCAGUUGAGAGCUUUUAUUUUUCACAGUGGAGAUGUCUUCAAGGUAUGAAAUGGCUUUUUAAAAAAACCUAGUAGAACAGGAAGGCUCAGUGAUUCCGAACACCUGGGCUGGGUGCAGCCUUCCGGUUGCCUUAGCUCGGAUCCAUGAGUGGGCUGCAGCCUCGUGAGGUCUGAUUCACCAUAAUUGAAAGGUGGUGCUGUUGUAUUCCUAACGACGUAGAAAGUUUAAAAAUAAUUAUAUUAUGCCUCUAGACUGUCAUCUAAAACAAAUCAUUAAGACUAAUUUCCAGCUAAUUGUUCAUUAAAAUUAUGCUCAGGAUUCUGUUUAAUGAGCUCUGGCUGUUCUUAGGCAGCACCGCUGGUGUUAGGAAAAAUUACAGCCACAAGGGAA